AUGAAUACUCUGUUCAGCUUUGUCGUUCAAUCGUCCCAGAACAAGGAGUUUCAAUCUGCCGCUAGUGGCGACGAUGAAAAGGAUUACGAGCAAGAAAGGCUGUUCUUCUUCUACAAGACAGAUGUGGAGGGGACUGGCACCCUCUUCACCCCAGAAAGGCUGGUUACCAUCUGCGAGGUAGAGAAGACCAUGAUGGCCAACAACUCGCUGGUGAAGGCUGUAGCAACCGCGGAUUCGGUGCUGGGCCUCUUCUACGGCACGGCGGCGGAUCCGAUGCUGCAAUCUGUGCCAGCAGCACGCAGCAUCACUGGCUACGAUUGGAGCUGCCAGAUGCUCACCCAGACCCAAGUCGACAGCGUCGUCGACGUCAUGCACACGGACCUCACCGACAAGGGCCCGCAAUCGCUGUAUGCACGGUUUGUAGACCCAAACUUCCCGCAGACCAAGCAGACGGCCUACUCGCGAACAUUCGCCGAGUUCCAGGUGGUUCCGAAGCAGGACGAGAAGGUGAUGAACCCAGCCUUCGAGAAGCUGGGCCUGGCUUACGGCUUCCUUCGCUCCGCUUUCCAGGGGGAUGAAGACCGCUUCGUCCAAUCAGGUGACAUUCGAGUUCGUGUGACUUACACCGGGAUCAACGAGAUUCAGAAAAUGGCCCUUCCAGACUUUGGACUUUCCUUCAUUUCAGUGGUCCUUGUCUUCGGCGUGUCGCUGGAAGCUCAGACGUACUUAACUGGACAACCCGGUCUGCGGGAGAGAGGGGGCACUGUGAAUGCUCGUAAUGUGGAAGGUGUCUUCCGCAUUGAGUAUUUCGAGUUCCUGCAUAUCCUCGUGGUGUAUUUGGUCUUGGGCAUCGGGGCGGAUGAUGUGUACGUCUUCAAGGACACCUUCUGCCAUGUCAAGAAGGCCGAGUUCCCCUUCGCUAAGCCCGGACGGCUGACGGAGGAGCAGGAGAUUCGGGUGCUGUCCUUGACUUUCCAGCGCGCUGGCACUGCCAUCUUCAACACUUCCUUUACCACAGCCUUGGCUUUUGCCUCCUGCUCUGUGUCCAAAGCCAUGCCGAUGCGGACCUGUGGUUGGUACGCACCUUCACAGAAGUUGGACUUCGGGAUGUGCGAGGUGCUAACGCUGAUCUACUUCCCAUCCGUCGUCAUCCUCUGGCAUCGACGCCUGCAAUCGAAGCGCUGCUGCUGCCCUGGGCUUUCGGAGCGUCCGACUGCCAUCGUCCCAGAGGGAGCCAGCAAAGAGAAGUUCGACAAGAAGGAGGAGUCCGCGGGCGUCGUGGAGAACUUCUUUGAAAAGCUCUACAUUCCUGUUAUGUCGAAGCAAGUGGGCGGAGUUCGCGUCUACGCUUUGCUGCUGGGUGUACUCCUCCUCGGCGUGGCUAUUCAAGGCAUCGCCUUCGCCCUACAGUUGACUCCUCCACGAACCGAAGAGGUCUGGUUUCCAGGAAACCACAUGCUCCUGAGCAUCCAGGACUUCAUGGCAGACAACUUCUACACCCCAUCCUCAGACAACUACGUCAUUACAAUCUUCCUGGGCAUUGCAGGCCUGGACAAGACCGGCAUCCAGGUCUAUGAUCCAGGAGCCUUCACUGGCACUGCCAUCUACGACAGUGGGUUCGACUUGAGCACUCCUGAGGCCCAAUCAGCGCUGCUCAGCAUCUGCGACAAAGUGCACAACAUCACCUGUGACCUGCAGGGGUGCGACAACGCGGGCUAUGACCAGAAGACUUUCCUCAUGCAAACCUCGGAGAGGACGGACGCCUGCUUCCUGAAAGACUUUCAGACCUGGCUCAACGGACCUUUGCCUACCGGUGCGAACUUCACAACUCAGCUCCAGAACUUCCGCAACGCAGCCAACGUCGGCGACUACUACGGAGACAUUAUGAGAAAAGAGGUGAACUACAAGCAGGACAUCGGUUUCAUCAAUGGUGAGCUGAAGUACGUCGCCAUCAAGUUCCGAAGCGUGAUGAAGAAGCGGCUCCCUUUCUCCAUAGGAACAGAAGUGCGGGACAUGCUUCGUCAGUGGCUGGGUCAGCAAAGAGGGCUGUUGCCUUCCAGCCUCCAGAGCAUCAAGUUCCACGGCAACGGGGAGUUUCAGAGGUACGACAUGGGAGAGGAGCUCAUCAACGGGCUUUUCUCUGGCAUCGCAAUUGCCAUGCCGGUCUCAUUUGUGGUACUUCUCAGCUCGACGCGGAACAUGGUUGUCGCCAUCUACGCCGUGCUCACCGUUGCCUCCAUUGUUCUUUGCGUGCUCGGUUUCUGCAAGAGCGCCAUGGACUGGGACUUGGGCGUAGGUGAAGCAAUCGCCGGCGUCAUUGUCAUCGGAUACUCCGUGGACUACGUCGUACACCUGGCACACAUGUACUGCGAAGCAAAGCACUUUGGCCAUGAGACUCGCGAUGAGCGAGCCAAGUUUGCCAUCCGCAACAUGGGCUCGACAAUCUUCGCAGGUGCGUUGACCACUAUGCUGGCUGGCGCGACGAUGUUCAUGUGCUUCUUCUACUUCUUCAUCAAGAUGGCUUUGCUGAUCUGCGUCACUAUCAUGUACUCCUUCCUCUACUCCUUGAUCUUCUUCAUGGCAGUCCUGUGGCUCGCAGGACCUGAGUACAACUUUGGCUACCUUCGCUUGCCCAAGUGCAUGGGCGACAAGUCAAAGCCGGACGCUUCGAUUGCCAACAGCGACCUCCAGGCCGCAGCGCCGACUUCCGGGCCUUCGCUUAGGGUCUUCAAUGGUCUUCACUUAUUGGCGCAGGACCUUGAUGAAGGGCCUCGGACCAUUCAAGUGCCCUGA
Symbiodinium natans is the source of this 2793-nucleotide messenger RNA. The record is from the annotation of a GenBank genome assembly. Lineage: Eukaryota; Dinophyceae; Suessiales; Symbiodiniaceae.